CAAGGCAUCACACAUCAGCCAACGUUCGAACAAACUAGACAUGGCCAAAUACAUCGUCGCCCUCGCCCUCCUGGGUUGCGCUGCCGCCGAGCCCCCAGUGGGCUACAGCUACGGCGCCCCCGCCACCUCCUCCAUCACCCUGGGCAGCCUCGGCAGCGGCGGCCACUACACCCAGGUCCCCAUCGGCCACACCGAAAGCGAGGGCUACUACGUGGACCCUCAUCUCCUCCACAAAAUCAAGAACAUCCUCUUGACUGAGGAGAUCAAGAACCAGGCGUCGUCUGGCUCCGGCGGCCACGGUCACGGACACGGCAUCUCGUCCCACUACGGCGUGCCCGCCCCCGUCUACGGCGUCCCUGACCAGAAGAUCGUUGGCAUUGAACUCGACCACGUCCAGCAGUCCCUGCAGGUCGCCCAGUACCACCAGGCUGAGGAAGUGUACGCCGGCGGACACGGCGGCUACUCCUCCGGUGGUUACUCCUCCGGUGGCUACUCCUCCGGCGGACACGGUGGCUACUCCUCCGGUGGCUACUCUUCCGGCGGACACGGUGGCUCCUCUCACUACACCACCAUCGGAAUCCCCUCCGGAUCCUACGGCGUCCCCUCUGAGUCAUACGGACACCCCCACUAAACGACCCAAAUUGUUAGUCAUCUCAUCUCAUUAAUGUAAAUCAUGUGAUCGCAUCUUAGAUGUUAUUAUGUAUUAUAUUUGUUGUUAUAAGUUUCUGUAAAUAAAAGAACAAUCUAUUUUGUA
Helicoverpa zea (corn earworm) is the source of this 754-nucleotide messenger RNA. RefSeq names its product prisilkin-39-like (gene CPG14). The transcript has 2 exons. Lineage: Eukaryota; Metazoa; Arthropoda; Insecta; Lepidoptera; Noctuidae. Bases 41 to 631 code for a protein of 196 amino acids. The record is from RefSeq and is a predicted model, not a curated record.